This is a messenger RNA of Anguilla rostrata (American eel), 1105 nucleotides long. Its product is annotated as interleukin-8-like. Bases 1 to 438 code for a protein of 145 amino acids. Gene Ontology annotation, molecular function: chemokine activity. The record is from RefSeq and is a predicted model, not a curated record. Gene Ontology annotation, cellular component: extracellular region. The transcript is spliced from 4 exons. Gene Ontology annotation, biological process: defense response; chemotaxis; immune response. Lineage: Eukaryota; Metazoa; Chordata; Actinopteri; Anguilliformes; Anguillidae.
AUGGUUAAAAGGCAGCAACUGCACGGUCAGACACUGGGAGCGAGUAAGUUACCACGAGAGGCAGAACCGCACAGGCCUGAAGUGAUAUCCGCACCGGUCCACCAGUGUGUUCUCCGCUGUUCCGGUGAAGCAAACCCAGAUACCACCAUGGACUGCAGGGUCAUAGCUUCCGUUCUCAUCUGCCUGGCGUUUGUGUCCAUCACCACUACAGGCUUAGAGCUGCGUUGCAGCUGCAUUAAAAGACGCAGUGAGUUCAUUCCUCGCAAGCACAUCCAUCAGCUGGAGAUCAUCCCCGCAGGUGCACACUGCGAAAGGCCGGAAGUCAUUAUUACAAUGAAGGGAGGAAAACUCAAUAACAAGAUAUGCGUGGAUCCUGAAGCCAGAUGGGUGAAGACUUUGAUUCAUUCCUCAACGAGAAAGAUGGGACAGAAAAAAUAACAUUCAUCUUAGGACUGUUCGGCUUUCAACAUGGAAGUUCAUUAUUACAUGCUCAAUAUGGACUAUUUAUAAACAGCAUUAAUUGUAUGCUUUUAUACUAAAUAUCAUGAUGUUAAUGAAUAAAUCAGAAGUGUUCCAGUUCUCAGCUCCUUCAGCAUAGAAUCCAGAAAGAACUUAAUUUACUUAAGUUCUUAAAGUGAUGGAGGAAAGUGAUUUUUGUAAUUGUUUUGACCAUUGGUUGUACUAGAGACUACUCAUGUGUAACCAGAUUGUGAAACUUUGAACAUUGCUGUUUGUCUGCUUUUAUAUUAUGAUAAAUGUUGAAAUUUUGUUGUGUCUGUAAUUGACUGCUGCUUUCUUGGCCAGGUCUCUCUUGAAAAAAAGAUUUGUAAUCUCAAUGAGACUAACCUGGUUAAAUAAAGGUUAAAUAAAUAAAAUAAAUUUUUUAAAAAUUCCAUAACAGAUUAUAUAGUGUUGCUAUAUUUUGGUGUGCACUAUAUAAGCUAUGACUAAUUUUUAGUCUAAUUUCUACAAUGUCAAGGUAUGAAGGAAUUCUUUAUAUAUAAAAAUAAAUUUUUUUUAGGAGUUUUCUUUAUGUGAAAAGACAUGUUUGGUAAUGUGUUGGUGUAUUGGAUUCAUGUUUUAACUAGCUUUUAUUUAAAUAAUA